CUAGGAGUUCUGAAAAAUAACGAGUUCCACAAACAGAAAACUGUUGCUGCUAGACAGAGAUUUAGGGUCAUGGAGGGAGACUCUUAGGAAGCUGCUUGCUUGCCUUUGGCUGGUGGCCCUUGUGUCUGUUAGUGUGUGUGUAACACAGGCUAAUACAAUGAAGACCCACCCGGUGGUGGAAGUGGUUCCACAGCUCCUGGAAUAUAAACUAGAGUACUCUCCAGAUCUGCGGUGUGACAAGCAAACAGACUUGGUGCCUGUUUGCUAUCAUUGCAAAUCCUGCAUCUUGUCCUGGAAGGCUCUCUCUACCCGAGAGUGGUUUGUGCGGGCCAGCCAUAUUUCUAAGGGGCAAUUCUUGAAGGGGAUCAUAAAACGGUUCCAAAGCCAAGACCUCUUGAAGUAUGCCUGGAACCUCCUGCAGUCCACCAAUAGCAAGGAUUUCACCUACAGCCGUUCCUGCGUCAGCUCCAGCUUCGCAGCAUCUUCCACCUUGGACCGGGCACUUAAUCCGAAGAAACUGGAGCAUGCCAUGGAAGACCUCUGGAAGUGGUUCUUAAAUGCCAGUUUCUGGAGCAAAGCAAACUACCUCUUGCUUCUGCUGCAGAUGUGUGAUUCACAGUUGUUGCUGAUGGCUGCCAACCUGGUUAGCAUCCUCUUGAGCCAAGAUGAGGCCACUUGCAAAUCGGCGGACAACAAAACAGGUAAUACUAAUGUAUUAGGGGGCUGAAGGUGCUAUCUCUGACUCUCAACCAGACAUCCCAGUAAUGUGUGGAGGGGAAAAUGGACAGUAUCCUUUACUAUUGUGCUAAUUCUCAUUGCAUAGAUCUGUGUGGGGCAGCCGGCAUCCUAGUUGCUUGUGGUCAACCAGCGAAACUGAAUGAACUGUCCCAGCUUACGUUGCUCAAGGUUCUAGUUACAUUCAGAAGUUCAUGUGAAGAGGUGGGUGUGGUGGGGAACCUCCAGAUGCUGCUGGACUUCAAUUGCCAUCACCUCUGGGUGGGUCAGAUGGGAGUGGGAGUCCAAUAACAUCUGGAGGGCCAUAACUUCCCCAUACCUGACUUCAGAGAGGACCAUGUUAAGUGUAGCUUGGAACUGCUCUUCCUUUGGUUGCAGACUAAAGAGCAAAGAAGCUAGAUAUAGAAUCUUUUCCUGUGAAAUGUUUGUCUCUUACUGUUUUGUUUUUUCAUUUUUUUCUAUCUCCUGUGUUAUUUAAAUCUUUCCAGCUGUGCCAGAUGAAGAUCAAACAAGCAAGGAUGUGAUUCCUCUUAAGAAGCAAGAGAAAUCUAUCUCCCAGGUUCGGAGCCACCUCACAUCUCACACCUCUGGUUUUACCUCGGGGGUUGCUUCAGAGAAGAGUGACUUAUUUGGUAUUAUUUAAUUCUGUUUAUCCAUCCAUCCAUUUCCCAUUCCUAAUACAGUCAUACCUCUAGUUGCGUUAGGUUUACGUUGCGUUUUUUGUGGUUAUUAACACAGCAAACCAGUAAGUGUUUACUUCCAGGUUCGCCACUUUGUGCAUAAGUGAUCUGCGUGCUUUGUGCAUGUACAGGAGUGAUCUAUCACGUCACGCACAUGCACAGAAGUGGCGCUUUACUUACGGACUUUUUGGGGUACGAAUGGCACUCCGGAAUGCAUCACGUCCGUAAGUAGAGGUACCACUGUAUAUAUAUGCCACUUUUAAUAUGCAAAAUCCAUAGUUAUUUUUGGGUCAGCCAAAAUGUCACAAAAUAGUGAGCAAACUUUCAAGUUCUCCAGAGUUCUUCCUUAGGCUAGAAGUUAAACUUGUGGUGGGGCUGGGAGAUGGUCACAUCUCCCUUUUGUCAAAUUACCCUAACCAAUGCCAUCCCUUAUCACAAGAGCAGUGUACAACAAAGCUCAUGCUGUCAACCCCACCAACCUCUGCAGCUGAUCCAACAGACUAGACUUUGUCUUCCAGCCAAAUGUCAAUGUCUGCUUCUAACAGUGGCACCCCACUGGAGCAAAAGAGGUCCACCCAGUAUGAGCAGGUGGGUGGGUGGGGAACAGAUGGCAAUGCCACUGUUAGCCUGAACAAAACAUGCUAUGGAAUUACUUAACUGCCUCCUUGUGAUUUCAACUCUGGUGGCAGUCUUGGCUCUCCAGCAUAGUUUCUGUGGCCAUGCUGGCCAUCCCAAGGUCAUGGUUGGGAAACUCUCAAUCAGAAAGUUGAGAUCAGCCUUCCCCACUCAAGUUAUGUUAAGGCUUGUUGAUACCCCUGAGCUGCACUACCCUGUAGCUCUGGCGGGCCAUCCUGCUCUGCUCUUCUUCUCAUUCCACUUAAUUCCCCUUCCAGCAAUCCAGUCCACCAGUUGUAAUUAUAGAUAACAGCCAGAAUAACAGUAGUGGAUGUUUUGAUGAGAUCAGUGAUCAUCAAGGCAGACCAUUGGUCUGUUUAUCUCAGUGUUGUUCCCAGCAACCAGCAGCAUCUCUCCAUGAUUUCACACCAGGGUCUCUUCCAAGGUCUCUACUUGGAGAUGCUGGAUAUUGAGCCUGGGACCUUCUGCCUGUGAAGCAGCAGCUCUACCACUUCUAUGUUAAUUCAUGACUUUUCAUUGUUCCUGGGUUUUUUCCAGGAGGCACAUCUUGUUUGUAAAUAAUCACAACUACUACCCAGUUGGCAUAAUGGAAAUCUGGUGUAGCAUAGUCCCUCUUGAGAUGUGGGACUGUAUGAGACAUUGGCUACAUCACCUACAAAGCCAUGGUCCAUAUAUAACAUAUGUAUGAGGAGGUCCAAUUGCUCAAAGGCACAGGCUGCUUGUUCACUGCGGGGCUAUAGAGGGUAACUUAAGCUUCUUAUUCUGCCCGUUCUUUUUAUGGCCACUCUGUAAUACUCCCUUGGUUGGUUUUCUCAUCCACUCCACAGGUCGUCUACGUUUGCAAAGGCUUUGGAGCAAAGAGUCAGAUCAGAUGUCUGAAGUAAUGUCAGAGUACAUGGAUGAAGCCGCCAGCAGUUCUAUCAUACUGAAUGUCGCGGAGCCUGUACCCACCCAUCCCACAAAGCCCUUCAAAGUCAACAAGUUCAAAGACUUCAUUCGCUGUCUGCCCAUCCACUUGUCCAAGUUCAUAUUGCGUAAGAACCCCUUGCCUUCCUCACAGUGCCAGAUUUACUUAUACACAAGCUAAAUUAAGCUACAUUCAAGGGCUUCAGAUUAUGAGGAAUCUCUAAGUACAGUCUUUUAAAAACUAAAUUUAAUGUUUUACAUAAUUGGUUAAAAAGGAGAACAGGGAAAGCAGACUCUAAAACAUACAAUAUUGCUCUGAUUUGACAACAAUAUACUUAAUGGCUACACAUUUAUCAUAUUGAGUUCAUUAAUUUGUGCAGAAAUAGCUGUAUUUUCUAAGGUGUCCAUAGUUAGAUGCUUAGUUUUUUGUUAUAUCCUUACCUGUGCCACCACCAUAUACGCCGAUAUUAAACUUCAUUAUUUCUGUGCCCAUUGCCUUUUCUGUUUUUUGUUUCUUUAAAAAAAAAAAAUGUUUUCCGGCCUCUUAAACUUGACAAAGUUUGACAAAAGCUUAGGGGCUUCAGCAUGUCUUAAAUAAAUCCCUGAAGCAGCUUUCUAAUGCUUUUAGGAAGCAACAGAGCAACAAGCUUCUCUUUGUUAUUCUCUAGGAAUGCUGGACAUGAAAUCCUUGAACAGAUGUGCUCUCGUGAGUGCACACUGGGACUUCCUGGUCAAACUAAUCAAGAGGGAUAUGAUAGCAAAUCGUGCUCUCCAAAGUGAGAUUGCAUUCCUGCAGGUACUGUGGGAUUCUCCUCAACCCUUGUGGUACUGGGCAUUGUAGCUCUUUGAGGGGCAAACUACGGUUCCCACGAUUCUUUGGGGGAAAUAAUGUGCUUUCAAUGUAUUGCGUAUCUGCAGUCAUAGUGUGUGGAGUGCAGUCAGUAAGGAUGGACCUGCCCUCCCAUGCAGAGGCCAAGCAUUAUCUUGCACCAACUGCAGCCAUUUUUGGUCUAACAUUUCAGUGUUGACAUAUUAAACUAAAUGAUUUUGUCUUCUUUCUGUUGCAGGGUUCAUGCCCUAAAGGAGCAAUUUCCAACUAUGCCAAAAUUGUCAAUGUUGCCAUUCCUCGCAUAAACUCUGAAGGUGACAUCAUCCGAAGCAAGGCCAAGUUAAUCGUAACUAUAAAGGUGCACUGUGGGUGUUCUGCAUUCCUGGAUUUUCUUGGAUUGGGUUUGAGUAGGUGGUGGGAAAUUCUUGGGCCCUAUUCAGUUCUCUGCCAUUGGUUGAUCUCUCUGUUGAGAGAGAGAGAAAGAGAAAGAUAGAAAGAGAGAGAAACCACAGAGAGAAACCAUGCCUAGAGUAUGGAAGUGUGAAGUUGUGUCAACCUGAAGCUAUGUUCCUUCUUUCCCAAAGAAAGAAAUAAUAGCCCAUAUGUGUGCACAGCUUGCGGUGGGAGUCUGCGUACCUGUCUUGUCCUAGCACACUCUCCAUACUGGGUAGAGGGGGCUUCUGAUGAUGGAAGUGGUGGUGGAGACAAAGCCCAUUUCUGCCAGUUGAAGCAGAAGGCCACCUACUUCCUCGUUUGACAUUCUCUCAUAUCACCAGCCAUCAUUGCUCCUCAUUCUGCUUUAAGGAGAAUGAAUACCUGCGCAAAGCAUAUCAUGGACAAGAGGUAGACAUUGUCAAGUUGGAAGAACGGAAUGUCUUCUGCAGUGGGUAUAAUGUCCGGAUUCUAAUAGACAGGUAUGUGUACCUGGCAAGAAGUGUGUUUUGGCUCAUUCCACCCCCCUCCCCCCCCCAAUCUCUAGAUGUGCCUCACAACAACCAAUGUUCCACAACAUAUGGGGCAUUUUGUAAACCCAUGAACCUCUGGUGAUAUUUUCAAAAUACUACAUAUAGCUUUUUCCCCAGCAGCAGCAUGCUAAGGGAAACCCUCUGUGUCUUUUAUCUGCUUCCUGCCUCUGAAUAAGUUGCCACAAGUGGUACAAGUAGAACGUACAUUCCCAUAAUACAUGCAAGUAGUCCAGUUCAGUUCCUUCAUAGAGGCCAACAACACUUGGAGGAAACCAGAUCUGGGCGGCCUGGCUUAGACUUUGGGAAAUAGUAAAAAUGACUGCAAGGAUGAAUGUUUGGUUAGUGAUGCAUCUGUUGCUACAAACAGGGAUGUGGUGUGAGGGCAUAUGAAGCUAAGCAGGUCUGGAUCUGUUUGCUGCUUGGAUGGGGGACCUCCUGGGAAUACUAUAUUAGCUGUCAUGAUGAAUUCCACCAUGGAAUAAAGGCAGGAUAUGAAAGAAAUAAGUCUAUCAAAUAAAACCAGGUUCUCCCUUCUACUUUCGUUUCCUCUUCAGUUUGGAUCCAAACAGAGUGAUUCACUAUGGUGGUGGGAAGCUGAUGGCCACUGGUUCUGUGGACCGGAAAGUCCGUUUGAUGGAUGUGGAUGAGAUGCGCUAUGUCUCUCCUGUCUUUCUGGGACAUGCUGGUAGCAUCCGGGCUGUGUACCUCAAUGAACAGAAAGGAUUGCUUCUGAGUGGCAGCUAUGAUCUCAGCAUCAGGUGAGCUGUGCUGAUCCUAACAUCUUUACAUUGCAUUUUGGGGGGAAAGGCAAAAUACGGAAGAUGUUAAGGGUACUUACGGCUCAUUUAAUUCAACGUCCCUUGAGUGCUUGUUGCUGGUGGGGCUUACAAAUACUUCACAUUGUAUUAUUAUGCUCCUUGAGUCUAAAAUAAGUUAUGUACUCCCACAACAAGGAUGAGGGCUCAGGGGUAAUCUGUGGAGAGGUGCAUUCCAGCACUGGGUGGAGCCCUAGCAAAUGAUGGUUGGAGCCAGGAAGCUCCAGAAUUAGCUACUGUAUUUUAUUUUUUAAAGAAAAUAAUUAUUCUUAUAUACCAUCCUUCAUUCUCCAAUUCCGGGGCACUUCACACAGUAAUGAAAUACAGAGCCACAGACUACAGAACACAACAACAAAUGAAACAGCAAUGCACUUGCAACUCACUUGCAGAAUUUCAAAUAAAUUGUUGGUGGACUAAUUUGUUGGUGGCUCCAGUUCUUUAGGGAGUGUCAGCUUCUGAACGUUGUUUAUUGAAACCCAGAAAGCACAUUAAAAAACAACAACAGUAUAGUGCCAUGUGUUACAUUGUAUUCCAUAAUAUAUCAUACCCAUAUCAUCACAUUAUUUAAACUUUAGUAUACACUAGAGAAGCUAUAAAACCUGGUACCAACAGAUCGGACAAGAAGAUAGGUGAAUGGAAUGUCAGAACUUAAAGCAAUUUUCAUGCACACAUCUACCAAUUCAAUCUCACCUUGGAUCGGCCAUUGCCACAUAUUGCAAAUCCCCAUACUAAUUUGGUAAGCUACAUAGUAGAAAAGGGGAAAUGAAGCAUUAACCCCAGUAUCGUAAUCCAAACAGAGAAAGACCGGGCAAAGCAUAUUGCUUCCAGAUAUUUAUUCCCAUUUGUUUGGUUGCACCCCUAUCUAGAUAUGCUUGAAAUUUCAAUAACUUGUUAUAUUUUGGCUGUGUACACUCUUCUGUUUACUCAGCAUCUCAUGCACUUCCGCUACUAGUUUGGAAAGCAAUGUAUACACCAUGUUGGCCACAAUGCGCAUCUAUUCUGUUGUUUCUUGAGAAAUACUGCAUUUUGAUGCAAUUUUCCCUAAACCCGCUUUGAUCCAAAUUGAUGGGGGAAACAGCCUAGCUAUAUUUUAAGCUGGUAACAUACAUGCAACUUCAGUGUUUGUUUCUUCUCAUCCUCUUGAUCCGUAUCUUUUAGAAUGUGGAAUAUCCUCACUGGGGCAUGUGUGAAAAUUUUCAACGGCCACACAGGAAGCAUCACUUGCCUGGAUUUGUACAAGAGCAAGUUUGUGUCUGGAUCCAAAGACUGCACAGCAAAAUGUGAGCAAAAAGUUGCCUGUCUCCCAGGGAAAUACGGGAAAAUCUACAUACUAUAGUUAAAUUUAAAUUUUGAAGAAUGAAAGGGUAAACAAUUGUAAUGCAGAACUAUGACCACAUCGUCAAGAUACUUUUAAAGCAGAAUCAUACCACUUUAAACAAACAUGGCUUCCUCCAAAGAAUCUUGGGAACUGUAGUCAUUAGAAGGUUCCUACUGGCACUGUGGUCUAAACCACUGAGCCUCUUGGGCUUGCUGAUCAGAAGGUCAGCGGUUCGAAUCUCCGCGAUGGAGUGAGCUCCCGUUGCUUGGUCCCAGCUCCUGCCAACCUAGCAGUUUGAAAGCAUGCCAAAAAGUAAAUAAAUAGGUACCACUCUGGCGGGAAGGUAAACGGUUUUUCUGUGUGCUGCUCUGGUUUCGGUGUUCCAUUGCACCAGAAGCGGCUUAGUUAUGCUGGCCACAUGACCUGGAAAAACUGUCUGCAGAAAAACGCCAGCUGCCUCGGCCUGUAAAGCGAGAUGAGCGCCGCAACCCCCAGAGUCGUAUGCGACUGGACUUAACUGUCAGGGGUCCUUUACCUUUAACUUUUAUUGCAGAAUAACAUGUUGCAGUACAUCCUCAAUACAGUCGUACCUUGGUUCUCGAAUGGCUUAGUUGCCAAACAAAUCAGCUCCCAAAUGCCGCAAACCCAGAAAUAAGUGUUCUGAUUUGCAAGCGUUUUUCGGAAGCCGAAUGUCCGACACAGCUUCCGCUUGAGUGCAGGAGACUCCUACAGCCAAUCAGAAGCUGUACCUUGGUUUUUGAACAGUUUGGGGAGUCAAAUGGACUCCCGGAACAGAUUAAGUUCGAGAAUCAAUGUACCACUGUAUCUAACAGGAGUGUUCCAGUUCAAGGAAUCAUGCCUUCCUCCAUAAGUUGCAAGGGGCUCAAGCAAGACUGUUCACACACACAGUUUUCCAUUUUUCCUCUCCAGUAGACACUUGGCAUUCUAUUUUGGCUGAAGGCCACUAAGGCUGCUCAGUCCUCAUUGGGAUCUUCUUUUCUGCUUCCAGAGCAAGUUCUGGGGGUUGCUUGGUCAUCCUACCAAUCUCAGGAGGAAGGGGACUGAGUGACUCUUUGGAGCAUAUGCUGCUGCUAAACAUGCUGCCACCUUUAGAGAUUUUUUUGCAAGAGAGUACUGUCCAUCUCCCAGCUUGUCUGUGUCUUUGGCAAGGUCUCUGAGAUCCUGCACUCGUCACUUCAGCUUAAUGGCACCAGGGGACUGCUCAGGGUUGUGGGGAAAUGAAUUAACGGCAUCUUUUUGUGUUUUUCACAGUGUGGGAUAUAGAAACUGGAAAGUGCGUUAAGACUUUCGCGCACAAAGCUAUUGUUUGGGCUGCUAAGAUGAAUGAAACACAUGUCGUGAGUGCCUGCGAUAAGGGCAUAGUGAAAGUGUGGCAUGCUGAGACAUGUAUACUGAUAAAGGUAAGAUUUAAAACGCAGCGGCUGACUCUGAAAAUGCUGUCAGCUCAGUAUGUGGCACCAAGCAACACAUUUAAGGUGGAGUCAGAGCAGUGGUGGGGAAACUCAGGCCGGAGUGGGUGGGCGGGCGGCUAAUAUGGCCCUCCAUACUUCUCUACUGCUCUUGCCAAAAGUUUGUAUGCAACAAUGGGGCUCUAUCUUCCUUGGGAACACAGAGAAAGGUCAGCGAGACCUUUCAAGCUUCUUUGGCAUUUCAUGAAUACAGGGAUAGCAAAGGGACUAACCCAGGCAAAUGUCAAACAAUCAGAAGAGAGCUGGCUUACAGUGACCACUCAUUCAGAGUGAAAUAUGGGAACUGAACCUGGCAGCUGGGGUUUUCUAGGCAGCAAUAGGAAUUUAGUGUGCAACUUCACCAAAAGUGGUUGCUAAUUGCAAUACAUCAUGUCUGUGACACACUCAUAGAAUUCUGAAUGUUUGGUGAGGCAAACCUUCUCUGAGAGAAAGUCUUGCUGGUCUUUCUUCAGCGGGACUUGUUCGUCUAUAUGUUUAAUUAUGCUUUCUACAAAUUUUCCUGGGAUUGAAAUUAGCCUAAUCAGUCUGAUGAUUCCUUGCUCCCCACUAUUUUUAAAGGGGUUAUUUUGAUCCUUUCCCACUCCAGCAAGAAAGCUGACAUUUCUGAUAGGUUAGAUGCUUAGAAUUCAGCAACAGGCGGACAGUGUAGGUUAGUCACAUCUUUACCACCAACAAAGUAAACAAUGGCAUCAUAAUCCUGUGGUUGCUGGAACCCUCUAAAGAGCAUGCAAAAACAAAUCUGUUUCGUUUUCCAGACUUUACAAGGCCAUCUGGGCCCUGUGACGUGCCUGUCGUUUGAUGAUUGGCAUCUUCUGACCGGAAGCAAUGACGGCUAUAUCCUGGGAUGGAGCAUGCUGGGAAAUCACAAGAGAUGCCUGGGGGCUUUCAGACACCCCAUGUAGGUAUUGUUUAUUGCGGUUGAAAAGCUGCAGACUUUGUGAUGUCCUUAGCAAUGACUCUUGAUCCUUAUGUGUUUGUAGUAGUUUUUAUAAAGGACAAAGCUAACUGGAACUGUGAAUCUUCCCCAUUGCCAAAAUCCCUUCUGUACGAGAUGAGGCAGCUCUCUGCUUUUGAACCAUACAAGGUUUAUCUUUUCUUUUAACUCCCACCCACCUCCAAGAUGGCAAAAACCUAAGACCAGAGAACCUAGCAUGACUCUACUAUGAAUGGCUUGUCUCCACCUUCAAAGGUCCUCUACGUUAAAGCUGUUCAUAGGAUUUACCACUUCAGUUAAUAUUUAGUCUAUAUCACAUCUCAAAAGUGAUGGUGUUGUGAACUGGUAAUGAUGAAAGGAUACAGCGAGAAAGAAGGCAUGUGGUUACAGGCCUCUGAAAGAUGGUGGCCAUUUUUCACUUUCCAUCUCCAUCAGACUACUUUACUCCAGAAAGGCAGCAAGUUGUGCCUCUUCAUUCACUAGGGAAUGGUGAUCAUGCUGGCUGGAGCUGAUGAAGGUUGGAGUCCAACAACAGUUGAAGAGUCACCUACUCUUGCUGUACUCUCUGUGGUCCUCUUCUCUAAGUUCGUCUCAGUUCUCCCAGGUUCCUGCUGGCCUGCCUUGGCACAUAGAAGAAGGUGCCUCUAGCAUCUCUGGACUCGAGCCAAUGCCAGUUCUCAGUUCAGGCAGUUCUCCACCCAGCGCCUUAUGUCAGCAUACAAUCCUUCAACACGGUGUUGAUUUCCUUUCUCCCUCAACUGCCUAAAAGUAAAUUGGCUCACAUUUUGUUUGCUUACGUUUAGCGCUCUGCUGAUCCGGGUGCGUUCUUGCAGUAACUUUUCACUUCAGGUGGCAGCCUGUUUAAACCUCAAUUUGUCAUUUUCCUAGUAAACAGCACUUGCUUGACAUAUUUUCUGCUCAGAGUAACACAUGAGGGAAGGGCAGGAACUAGGGGUGUGUCAGGGAACGGCCAUCAGUGUCCGAGGGAGAGAGCAAGCUCCAAAGAGAUCCCAGAGAGCGUCCCGGGAGUGGGAGAGGCAGCCCGUCUUCUGGGGAAGAGAAUCAACGUAGCUCCAGUGGAGAAGGGGGGCAGGUGGGGGAAUCGGCGAGGCGGUCCCAUGACUCCUUCCCAGGGACCAGCAAGGAGAGGAAGGGUCCUCCGCUGCCCACGCCCUCCUUGCGCAGAAGGCUUCCGCGCAGGGAGAGUAGGAGGAGACUUGGCGUCAAAGAGCUUCUUUGCUGGAAGAAGUUUAAGAAACGCCCACUGACGGAUUGUGCCAGCAAUUGAGACAGUCACGGGCGAGUGGCUGCCCGGACAGGAAAGGUUCACUCAGGUAACCCAGCCAGAGGUUGGGACAAGCUUACGCACGAGCAAUCCCUAGAACCAUUACAGCAAUCCGUCAGUCCCUGACGUUGCUUGUGCACAGCCCCGGAGAGGCAGCAAGAUGAGCCAAACAGAGCCGGCCGGAGGGACAGAGCAAGAAGCCCUGGUGUGAGGUCUGGUCGAGAGGAACCGAGACCUGGAGGCGCAUGUAGCUACCCUGACGGCACGGCUGGAGGAGAGACGGGCUCAGGAUGCACAGGUCAGAGCCACCCCAAUAGGGAGGAAGGUUCAGGGGCUGGUACACAAGUUUGGUGGAAAGCCCCAAGACUACAAUGCCUUCCGAACGGAAAUUCAGUACGCUUUGGAAGUGCAGAAAAAUGACUUUGCUGAUGACGGGGAGAGGGUGGCUUACAUUGUUGGACAUCUGCAGGAUGGGGCGCGCGAAUGGAUCAGGCCCCUAAUGGUGACGCAGAAUGAUGCAUUGAAAGAUCUUAAGAAAUUCUACCAGGCAAUGGACGCAAUGUUCUCCAGCGAGGUGCAGCAAAGCGUGACACGGAGGGAGCUGAUGGGGUGCAAGCAGGGGAGCCUGUCCGUCAGAAACUACUGGUCGCGUUUCGCGAUGUUAGUCCACAAACUUGGGUGGGAUCUGAGCUCUGAACCGAUGCAAAUGUUGUUUGAGGCGGGUUUGUCCCCCGAAGUGAAAGACGAGUUGUCCCGAGCGCCCCGCCUGCGGUCGAUGGAUGAACUCACAAAGACUGUGCUUGCGAUCGAUGUACGCCAGGAAGCGUGGGCUCAAGAGAAGCGGGAGAUAAGGGCGGAACGUUUCCAUGACAACCGCAUUCCCGAGUUGCCCAGGGAGCCUUCCCAGGUGGCGGAGCCGAUGGAAAUUGAUGGAGCUCGCGCGUGCGCGAAGUUUCAAACGCUGGUGAAGGUCAGAAAAGGGAGGGAAAGGAGUGGAAAACUACCAAGAAGUGUUUCCUCUGUCAGCGACUGGGACAUUUUGCCAAGGUCUGCCCUCAGCGAAAGGCCUGGCAAGGCAUGAUGGGGGCUGCAGACCACGACGAGAAGGAGGAGGAGGGGCAGGUGCAGGGAAACGACAACGCCUGGCUGCCAACCAGCGGGGGCAGCAGCCAGGCCAGCCACCAAUAAAAGUGCCCCAGCCUGACCAUCCCCCCCAAGGCAGCUAUAGCCAUAGAGGUGGUGCUAGAACUCCCAAACGGGCACCCCGUCAAAGUGAAGGGACUGCUAGAUUCGGGCAGCUCGUGUAAUUUCUUCAGCAGAGACUUCGCUCUGGAACACCAACUCCACCUGUUACCACUAGACUUUCCCUUGCAGGUGACCACCAUUGAUGGCAGGGAACUCCGGGGGGGGGGGAGUGACGCACCAGACACCGCCAAUGUGAAUGAGGGUUUCCAGGCACACGGAAACCAUUGCCUUUCACGUGGCCACGCUGGCAGGACCCCCAAUAAUACUGGGAAUGAGCUGGCUGGCAAUGCAUGACCCAGUGGUGUCAUGGCAUCAGCGGUCGGUCACCUUUGGGUCAGCUUACUGCUUAGAGCACUGUCUGGGAGGGAAGGAACCCAGAAUGGCGGAGACCAGGGUGGCUGGGUUGGCCCUGGAGCAAAAAGGGGAGGUGCCACCACAAUAUGCUGAUCUGAAGGAGGUCUUCAGCGAAAGGGAGGCAGAUAAGCUGCCCCCCCACAGGCCCUUUGACUGCCAAAUCAACCUGCUUCCAGGGGCUCAGUUACCAGUGGGUAAGCUGUAUGCCAUGUCCAACCGGGAGAUGCAGGAGCUAUGGCAGUUUAUUGACAAGAACCUGAAGAGAGGUUUCAUAAGGGAAUCCAAGGCGGUGGGGGGCAGUCCAGUGUUCUUUGUGGACAAAAAGGAGACUAACCAGCCCAGAUUAGUCGUGGAUUACCGGGCCCUAAACCUGGUAUCAGAACCCGUGACUUUCCCAAUGCCCAGGAUUGAUGAUAUUUUGACACGUGUGAGGCAGGGGAAGAUUUUUACCAAGCUGGACCUCAGGGGAGCCUACAAUCUGAUUAGGAUAAGGGAGGGGGACGAAUGGAAAACGACUAUGUUCACCCCCCCUGGGGGCUUUUGAGUACUUAGUCAUGCCAUUUGGAUUACAAUCGGGCUCUGCCUGCUUUCAAGCAUUCAUGCAUCAUGUGUUGGGGCCCCUGCUGUACAAGAAUUGCGUAGCCUUUUUGGACGAUGUCUUAAUCUAUUCGGACGAUGAAAAGCAACACGUCAGAGAUGUCAGGGAGGUGCUACAGAGAUUGAAGAAGCAUCAGUUGUGGGUCAAGCUGGAAAAAUGCCAAUUCCAUGCCAAGGAGGUCGAGUUCCUGGGCUACAGGCUGUCAGACAAAGGACUGGCCAUGGAUCCGGGCAAGGUAAAGGCAGUGCUUCAAUGGAAAGCCCCCAAAAUCAGAAAGGAUGUGCAAAGGUUCCUAGGCUUCAGCAACUUCUACAGGAAGUUCAUAAAGAACUUCGCUCACUUGACAGCGCCCAUAACGGAUUGUCUUAGUAGCAAAAAGAAGUUCACGUGGACAGAGGAUGCGCAGCAAUCCUUUGAAAAACUGAAGAGGGCGUUCGCCUCGGAAGAGCAGCUCCUGCACGUGGAUCAGGAGAAGCCCAUGAGACUGGAAACGGACACGUCCAACCGCGCCAUUGGAGCGGUCCUUUUGCAACCCGGGGCCAAGCAGAACUGGAGGCUGUGUGCCUUUUUCUCCAGGAAGCUGAGCAAGUCAGAGCAAAACUACACCGUGUAUGACCGAGAACGGCUUGUGAUCUAUGCGGCAUUUCGGCGAUGCAGACAUCUGUUGAUAGGGGUGCAGCACAAGAUCCAGGUCCGAACUGACCACAAGAACUUGGAAUACUGGCGGACCGCGCGAGUGCUCAACCAGAGACAGAUCAGGUGGUCCCAGGAGUUCGCCACGUUUUCCUUCGAGAUCCGAUACGUGCCGGGAGAGGAGAACGUAAGGGCAGAUACUCUCUCCCAGAAACCGGAGUACAUGGAAGGAGAAGGGCCACCAGAGACCAGGCACGUGUUCCCCGAGGACCGGUGGGUGUGGGGGGGGGGCGUUGGUUGGCAAACGAGAACUGGCAGGGCUCACCAGAGACGAUGAGUUUGCUCAGACAAAGAUCAGGGAGCUCAGGGAUGGAAAGGAAGUCCAUGGAGGGUUUGAGGAAAAGGAAGGGCUACUGUACUAUAAGGGGCACUGUAUGUACCGGGGGAGACUUUGAGGGGGAAGGUACUUAAGCAACUCCAUGACAACCCAACAGCUGGGCAUUUUGGACAGCACAAGACCAUGCUACUGGUCACCAGGCAAUUCUGGUGGCCAAAGGUGAGGGAAGACGUAUGAGAAUAUGUACGAGGGUGCGACCGAUGCCAGAGGGCUAAGGGGGAAAGGGCCGCCCCCGCGGGGCUACUGGAACCCUUACCCACACCGGGAAGGCCCUGGGAGGUGGUGUCCAUUGAUUUUAUGACAGAUCUGCCCAAGUCUAGGGGAAAGACAGCGGUCAUGGUAGUAGUUGAUCUACUGACUAAAAUGUGCCAUUUCGUAGCUUGCUCACAUGCAGCAACGGCAGAGGAGACCGCCAGGCUGUUUGUGAAUCACAUUUUCAGACUGCAUGGGGCUCCUUUAAGGGUAAUCUCGGAUCGUGGGAAACAAUUUACUUCCCGGUUCUGGCGGAAACUCAUGAGCUUGCUACAGGUUGAGGUGAGCUUCUUGACGGCGAGGCAUCCGGAAACCAACGGACAAGCUGAAAGAGCGAAUGGCAUACUCCAGCAAUACCUACGCUGCUAUGUCAGCGAAAGACAGAACGAUUGGGUAGAGAAAUUAGCUUUGGCUGAAUUUGCAUACAAUAACUCUGAACACGUGUCCACGGGAAUGAGCCCUUUCAUGGCCAAUUACGGGUGUCACCCCUGGGCAUUCCCGGGGCGGGGGGAGGAAGGAUGGAGUGUACCUGCGGCUGAGCAAUUUGUGGAGGAAAUGGAGGCCUUACACCAGCAACUAAGGCUGAACUUGGAGCGGGCCAAGGAAGUGUACAAGAGGCAGGUGGACAGGCACCGUCGAGAGGGGGAGGCCAUACGGGUGGGAGACCGGGUGUGGUUGUCAUCCAAAGGGUUGCCCCUAAAGGGAGGGUGCAAGAAGUUGCAGCCGAGGCGGCUGGGGCCUUUUGAGGUAAUACAGCAGGUGAACCCAGUGGCAUUUAAACUCAAGGUGCCUGACAGCAUGAAGAUACAUCCGGUGUUCCAUAGGUCCCUACUUUCACCUUACAGGGAGGGGCAGGAAUUCCCGGGACGGGAGGGAGGGGUUACCACCCACCCGCAGGUAGAGGAGAGGGAACACUGUAACGAAGCCACGGAAAUACUCGAUUCAAGGUGGCGAGGUCGCCAGGUAGAGUACUUGGUAGCCUGGGAGGGGGAACCUAGGUCAGAAAACACUUGGGUCCCUGCUGAAUCAAUCACUGACGGGUAUCUGGUGGAAGAAUUCCACAGUUUGUUCCUGGAUAAGCCCAAACCAUUAGCGAGAUUCUGGGAGGAGGAAUUUGGACCCACGGACGACGAAGGGGAUUUUGUGGGUUUUCCUGCCUCCGAAGAAGAGGGAGAGGAGGUGUCCGAGGGAGAAGAAUCAGACUGGGAGGGUCAACCAGCGGAAAGAGAUCCAAGAGGAUGGGAGGCUGGUUUUGAAUCCUCAGAAGAUGAUGCCAGCUCUUUCAGGGGAUUUCCCACAUCGUUGGCCGAGGAGAGGGAGGAGGUUGUGCCGGAAGAUCGCGCCCGGGGUGGGAGGGGUCCUGAGGAGGAGGUGGAUGUCAGGGAACUGCCAUCAGUGUCCGAGGGAGAGAGCAAGCUCCAAAGAGAUCCCAGAGAGCGUCCCAGGAGUGGGAGAGGCAGCCUGUCUUCUGGGGAAGAGAAUCAACGUAGCUCCAGUGGAGAAGGGGGUAGAUGGGGGAAUCGGCGAGGCGGUCCCAUGAUUCCUUGCCGGGGACCAGCGAGGAGAGGAAGGGUCCUCCGCUGCCCACACCCUCCUUGCGCAAAAGGCUUCCGCGCAGGGAGAGUAGGAGGAGAUUUGGCGUCGAAGAGCUUCUUUGCUGGAAGAAGUUUAAGAAACGCCCACUGACGGAUUCUGCCAGCGAUUGAGACAGUCACGGGCGAGUGGCUGCCCGGACAGGAAAGGUUCACUCAGGCAACCCAGCCAGAGGUUGGGACAAGCUUACGCACGAGCAACCCCUAGAACCAUUACAGGGUGGUAUUCCACUAAGUUCUACUUAGAAUAGACUAAUUCAAAUUAAUGAACAUUGACUGCAUUAUGUGCAUUCUACGUGUGUGUGCAAAUAGACAAAGCUGUACUAGUGGAGUAAUAAUCCCCUCCAACUUCACCUCAGUCAUGAAUAUUCCUUGUAAAACACAUCCUCUGUUUACUUUGAGGAGUGUUAAUUCAUCAUUCUACACCAAGACACCUUUACAGUCUCAAUGUUGUCCUCAUAAGAGCAAGUGCUGUAUUUCAACAACUUUCCUUGUUUGUAGGGAGGUUCUGUCCCUGGGAUUUCUCUAUCUCAGAGUCAUCAGUGGCUGUGCGGAUGGGAAGAUACGCAUAUUCAACUUCCUGACAGGGACCUGCCUGAGAGUUUUGAGAGCCAAUAGCAGAGGUGACCCCGUGGUGUCCUUCUGUAUAGUGGAAAACACGUAGGUUGCAGACAUUAUUUCCCAGUUCUUAAAUAAUAAAGGUUGUCAUAUACAUUUCUGAGGAAAUGUGUGGGCUGGCUUGUGAAGGGCCUUGGAUUGCUUCUGGGGUGAUUGUCUGAAUUGCUGGUGGACAGCACUGCUUUGCAGUGGUUCUGGUCCUGUUUGGAGGGAUGUUUCCAGAGAGUGACGCUUGGGGAGUGCUCUUCAGCCCUGUGGAGUCUUCAGUGCAGGGUUCCUCAGGGUUUGAUGUUAUCCCCUAUGGCUGUUUAACAUCUACAUGAAACCAAUGGAACCACCCCCAUGCAAAUGACAGCUUUAGAGGAGCAAUUUUCAUUAGGAUUGCACCAAGGGAAAAAGAGUUUAAAACUUCUCCUCCCCCAUUUGCUACAAUUCUAUAAUUCUCAGUCUUCCACCCCGCCACGUGAUUGCUAUUUGCAUUUGAAAAAAAAAAAAUCAUGUCACUAGUUGCAGGAAAAGGCAGUGUGGCAGUAAGCUACAUCCAUACCACCUUUCCUUCCUUGCAGAUUGAAGGUUAUAAUAAUGCCUCACUCCUCAGUUUAUAGCACUACACGUUUGGUACUUUCUGACAGUUGGCCAUGGUGUUUUCUCACUACCUUUGCCUUUCUUUUAGGCUACUGGUCAAUGCACUGGGCAGUGUGGUUAUGUUCCAGUUUGAGGAAGUAGUUUGGGACCACACACUAGCUUCCGAACAACUAACUAAAAGGAAAGAAAAGAGCAAAUUUGACGACAAAGCGUUGCAAAUAAUGCCGCCACAUUUACUUUCUGGGCGGAAGAAACGGUCCCACAGGAAUAAAUGGAAGCUUUACAACACCAAAACAGUAUUUUCCUAUGACAUUAUUCGGAAGUCGACGAAAUACUUCAGAAAUGCUACUCCAGGUACUGCUCCUGAUGCCCAUCAAGUAUUAAGUUAAAUGGCAGGUGAAAUCCUGCAAGUGUUGGUAGGCGUCAAGAAGGGAGGGACUUCUUCACCCUUUUACAAAUUCUUCCAGGGUGUUUAGAUGGCUUGUAUACAGCCUCAGUCAUCUCUCCUUUAAAUUCUAAUACCCUGUGAUGAUAAGCAUCACAUUUGAUCUAUGUUGCAUUUGACAUGCAGUAAAAGGGUGGUCUGAUCCUCCUUUUAUCACUCACAAAGAGGAAUGAAAAAUCUAUCUGUACUCCAAAUGUUGUUGGACUAUAACUCAUAUCAUAUGCAGCCAGUUUAGCCAAUGAUUAGAGAUGAUAACUGCUGUCAAGCAACAUCUGGGGACCUCAGUUUGAAGGAUAUAUCAUCAUUUAGGAUUAUGUGAGCAAUCUGCAGUGAGUCUUGGGCUCACACAACUGCCCCUGCCACUCUGCUGUGGCUACAAAGAAGAGUUUGGAAGGUUUUGCUCAACCACAGCUUGCUUGUUUUGCCCCAACUGCAAAACCAUGGUUGACAUUAGCGAUGGUUUAUUUGACACAAGCUAGCUUUGAACUACAUUGACAUUAAGCACAGCUUAUUGAUUUGGAGAACUCAACAAGCUGUGGCUACGCAGAAGUGAGAGCUUCCAAGUGCCUCUUCAUGGCUGUACCAGAGAAGAUGGGUGACCUUUCAAACCUGAGGCUUGCGGCGGCUCACUCCAGCUUGUUCAUCAAACUAUGCUUUAGCAUGGCACCCCAAUGCAGCCAUUGAGUUGUGCAAGUGCUGAGUAAUCAGACUCCUUUUGCCCACUCAGUUUGCUGCAGGGUAAAGCAAACUCAACCAAAAUCUGAGCAUAUGAACCAGCUCUGGGUACAUAUGCAAAACAGACGGCUGUGUGGGGAUAUUUCAGGUCAUUGGUGGCUGUUUGAAGAGAGACAGAUUUAUCUGUAGGUUUUAAUAACACAAGUGCUCUGCAAUGUCCUACUUUAUACUGUUUUGUGGAUAGGUAAACAGCAGAACUCAUGUAAUAUAAUCAGGGAUUUGUGAGCAGGAUUGGGGAAGCCUUAUGCCCAGAGACCAAAUCCAGACUGCAAUGCAUCCUUACAAUAAGAUAACACCUCUUACUGGCCUGGAUGAAGGAUGGAGACACGUGGCUGUGUGUGUGUGUGUGCAUGCGCACACAUGCGCAUGCAGAAACCUAGCACGUUUGUGUGGCUAGAGUCUCAGCUACUAUAGGAAGAUAAAAGUUACAUCCAUUGUUCAUCCACUUGGGCCACACCCAAGACUGUCACGUGACCCCUAAAAGGUUCUCCAUGAGGAAAUGUGGCUUUAGACUAGAAAAGAUACAAUCUAGGGCCACCUUCACUUCCUCAGAUGGCGUCAUAUUCUGCUUGAUGACAUUCUCCUAGGUUAUUAUUGCUUAAACUUAUUAGUCACUUUUCUUUUUUAGAUAUACAAAAGUUACUCAAAGCAACUUAACAACAAUAAACAUAUAACACAUAUAUUAAAAGCAGCAUUAAAACAAUUAUAAAACCUACCUCCAUUACAGAAAGAAAGGCUGGAUAUUUCUGGGUUCCUAGGAAUAUUCAUCAGGAAUCCUUGUGUAGUUUUGCAAGAUGGGUUUGAUCUUGGUUCUCUGGAAUAAUGAAGAGUAAGACUGGUUUCUACUGAAGAACUCCUUUUGAAUGUAUUCUAAUAAGUUCUUAAGAAUUAUACAAGACCAACUACACAGUAGUUAGAUAUCCCUUCUGUGAAGAAGUCCUAUCAGACUACUUUUCACAUUUUUCUAAUUUCACAAACCGCAGCAAUAUUCAAAUUAACUAGAAUUUCUGGAGAGAAGAAACAGAUAUCAAGUGAUACAUUGCUCAUACAUGUUUAGGAUGUUUGUAGCUGAUACAAAACUGAUAAGCACAAGCUCACUGGCAUGCACAGUCCCACUGAUCCACAAAACACAACUCUGGAGUUAAGCCAUUUGAAGAUUGCAGCCAUAUAGCCAUAUUCUCAUAUACUUGGAAGAAAGUCCGACUGAGUUCAGUAGGACUUCCUUCACAAUAAGUGUGCUUUGGAGACAGCAGCUGAAAUGAUUCCCUUCUUUUCUAGCUCUUCGUUAUCAAAUUUCGAAGGAACCUCUUCCCAGGAUGCGCGAAAAUGUGGUAACCCUGGAAAUGAAGCCAGAUGAGCAGACUAGACUCUUUUCUAUUGCCGCUCGUUCAAAAUCUGUAACAACUCUAGUAGGUAAGGAACUAUGGUGUAUUGAAAAUGUGCAGCUGCAUUUAAAGGUGCCACUUGUUCCUGUAGUCCAGCUUUAGGCCACCAGAGCUGAUUAGCAUACUCAAAAUAAACAGUAUGCAAAUUGUAGAUUUGGGAGGUGUAGUGGAAAUGCCAAAGGAUCGAGCAGGCUUAGGAUUGGCCUUGCGCAAUCAACUGUUCCUUUAAGGCUGCAUGUCCUUGCAGGAGCCCUCCUGCCCUUGAGGGUGGCCCAGCUGGGGCUCGAUUGCCCAGAUUAUGGGACUGGGAGGAGCCCUAUUCAUCCCAGGUGACGGCCGGGGAGGCAUUUGAUGCAGAGAGUCUGGGUGCAGGGCAACGUAGUCAACGUUACUGCAUCACAGACUGGACGCUGCUGUUCCUGAGGCCGCCCCUCCCCCCAUGGCUGGAACAAGGGAUUUGGUGAUCUGGUGCUAUAUGUGGGUUGUCUGAGUGAAGGUAUUGUGGGGAUAGCUUCUUGGUGAUUGUUUCUUUGUGUAAGAGGGUGAAUCAUAGAUUGUUUGGGGAGGUUUUACACGAGAAGCCUAUUUUGUUCAAAUAAAAAUCUUUCCCCUCACUAAGCACUCUAUGGUCCAUCAAAGAUCCAUUAAAGAACCUGCUAUUGACUUGGCAAAACAGAAGGGGGGAAAGUAGAUUUUAAAACAGAUUGACGGAAUGUGAGGGUGAGGAAAGUAAAAUGCGGGUCAGGGCACGGGAAUAUCCUUUACUACAUGUUAAAGUGAAAUAGUAAAGACACAGGUGGGAAAUGGGAUAAACAAAGCACCACAAAGCAGCAGGUUAAGGGAUGUUCAAUUAGAAAGAGAAACAGAGCCAAUAUACAUUUUAGAUCGUACAAAUGUCAAACACGUACUCUACCCUUCGUCUCCAUAACAUCCACUUCACACUCCUGCAUGACAUAAUAGUAGCCUGGAACUGUGCUUGUCUUGGCGCACCAUGGCAACCACUUUGACAUCAGCAACAAUGAAUUCAUCUCACAGUAAACCCAGUGCUGCAGUUAGGUGAGUUGAAGACUUCGGGCCCUCCUUUACAUGGUAAUGUGCAGAGUGAACUCCACAUUUUUGUGAGCCAUUGAGCAACAAGCUUAUCAUCUGGCACCACUCCUUCCUCCUAGUCAUAUCCCUUCCCUCUUUGGACUCUUGCCUUUAAAACUAAAGUGUCAGCCAACAUGAUUUAUUCCUCCCCACCUCAAACAAACACCCAUGCCUUCUCCCCAUCCUGCUCUACUCAUCAGGCUUUGCAGGCCCCUACCUACCCACCCAUAUUCAGUCAUUCAGCCCCCCUCCAUCCUGCACAAACCACAGCCCCCAGUCCCACAGAGAGAGGGGAGGGGAAGCAUUCAGCAGGAAGCUAGCUACUCCUCUUCUAGCUCUUCUGACAGGGGAGCUCCUGAUUCCACCAUCCCCAUAGGUUCCUCUUUCAAUCCAUGGAUUUUUAAAAGACUUCAUUUGGGGGGGGGGGGGUCUUCUGAUUAUUUACUCUACCAAGUAGGGAACCAGACCUGUGCUCCAAGUUCUGCCCUGCCUUCCCCCAGGUGCUAAUCUUCACUCAUCUCACUUUUAUUUUUGAAAACAGGAGAUGAGUUAGAGGAAAACAAGCCCUUAGCCAGCAACUUUGCAUUGGGCCAGGAUGCUGAUGCUUUCGUAAAGCACAUAAAGAAGAGGCGUUUCCAUGGUCCCCUGUCUGGUGACCAGAUACUUCUCACUGUUAGCACAAUGCAGCAUGCCUACCAGACAGACCAAGUCAGUGCCAACAUGGCAUACAAUAUGAACAUCAAAGAUGCCUGGGGGCCUGCCUUUCUCCAGAAAAAUUUGCCCAAAAAGACCCCUGCUGCCCAAAGUCCAGAGCAACUGAAAAUGGAUCCAUCAACCCAGCUGAAACGACUGAAGGCUGCCCGUUGCAUGAUUGGCAUGGAAAGGAUUUCCACACCUUAUGAAACCAAAACGCUGCAGUUAAGCUUAAAGAACUCCUUGCUUGGAAGCAGGGUGAAAUCCUUCAUCCCAGCCCCCACUAUUACACGUUCCCAAUCAUGCAGCAACUUGGCCAGAGGGGGGAAAAUUUCUCGCCAGGCAAAGAUACCAUCUCCACCUGCCAUAGGGCAUGUCGUUGGUCACUUUACAAGCUCUGUCGAAUCCAUCAAAGUGCCCCGAAUGAAGAUUGCCCAACCCGAUAGAGACAUGAUACCACGGCGACCCAAACUCUUCUUCACCCACACCCCAAACCCAUACCGGCUCAAUUCUGGGUUCCGGCUUUUGACAACCCAACAGAUGAAAGAGUAUGAAGAAGCUAAGGCGCACGAGUAUCAGGCACAGAAGACCAAGGUUAUAGCAAACAGAGAAAAAGAGUGUAAAAAUGCCUGGCUAAGGAAAAUUAAAGGUCUUCCCAUCGACGAUUUCAACAAGGCGGGCAAAGUUGCAGCUCCUGAACUUGGAGAGAAUGUUUUCAUCUGAACUUCGCUUUUCAAAGCAGCCUGCUAGUCCUUCCAAACAACUGCCUACAAACCAAACAGCUGGCACUGGAGAGCUUUGGGCUGAAUUUUUACCCUCAGCUUGAAGCUACCUUUCAGAAAAUGCUAACAAACUCUAUUGAAUUCUCCAGAUUUUCACAUAGCUGAGAAGGUGGGACUCUGGGCUGCACUGGGGGUGGGGUGGGCUGGAUAUGAUGGGGAAACUACUUCACUCCCCAAAGAAAUGUCUUUCCAGUUUGCAAUGAGUGCUCCUGGUCUCUAGAGAAAGGUUUAUUAACAUGACUCUAGAAUGAUUCUGUUUGUAAGCUUUGUUUCUAAGACUGUGUGUACACUUCUCAGAGCUCACCAUAUAGCCCAAAUCUUAAUAAAAAUAUUCUAAACUUUGCAGUCUUAUUGAGGACAUCCUCCAGGUGUCCAAGAGUCACCAUCAAUUAAUAUAUGUUCACAAAAUAAAGAAACCUGGCUACAACAGCUCUUACAGCGGUACCUGCUUUGUAAUGAACUUGUUUUCUUACUUGUUGCUUUUCAUGUGGGUCUUGUUCCCACCUUCCAAACAGGGUGGAAGGAGCAGCAUAUUAAAUUCCCCGCAAUAUCAGACUGUCUCUAUCCCACUUCAUGUUUAAGUGGGCCUUAAAGACAAUUUUUUUCUCUCUGCAGCCUUCAAUAGUUGAAAUAAAUUAGACUGCUAAUUCUAUACAAUAUUCCAAAUUGUUAAUAUGUUGAGUUUAUGCUGGGCUGGCUAAUAGUUUGGGGUAACUUUUUAGUUAUUAGUGUGGUUUUAAUUUAGUGUUUUAAAAUGUUAUUUGUGUUGGUUGGUGUUUUUUGUAUAUUUAUUAAGUUUAUUUAUUAAACUUUGAAGUAUCUAGGACAAUAUCGUUCCUCUAACACUGAAAGCCUAAAAUAUACCUUAGAGUGACAGGUCUGAGAGUAUGCUUAGCAUCUCCUUCACAGGAAGAAGUUGAGCAGAUCCAUUUUGUCCCAGAUGCUGGUGUGGUUUUGGCAUUGAUUCAUCUUUGACACCUGCUUUGUGUGGUUCACAAAUUAUACAAGGGGGAAGACAAGGGGAUAACUAAUCCCAUUUUAAAGAAGUCCAACCAGAUGAUCCCCAUCUUGGCACAGAGCUGUAAAUCUAACUUGAUGAGACCAGCUGAAACUGAAAUGUUGUUUAAAUUGUGUGUUAUUAAAUUAUUGUUUUGUGGUUGGUUUUACUGUUGUUGUUUUAAUUUGAACAUUGUAAGCCACCCAAAGAUCCUGACAGUUUACAGGCUUUGUGUUACUAUUUCAGAUAAAUUAAUAAACAAAAUAAAUAAA
Podarcis lilfordi (Lilford's wall lizard) is the source of this 23265-nucleotide messenger RNA. NCBI's taxonomy places the organism in Eukaryota, Metazoa, Chordata, Lepidosauria, Squamata, Lacertidae. The record is from the annotation of a GenBank genome assembly.